AUGUUUAACUCGGUCAACCUGGGCAACUUCUGCUCGCCGUCGCGCAAGGAGAGGGGCGCUGAUUUCGGCGAGCGAGGGAGCUGCGCCUCCAACCUCUAUCUGCCCAGUUGCACUUACUACGUGCCCGAGUUCUCCACCGUCUCCUCCUUCCUGCCCCAGGCCCCCUCGCGCCAGAUCUCCUACCCCUACUCGGCCCAAGUGCCCCCGGUCCGGGAGGUCUCCUACGGCCUGGAGCCCUCCGGCAAGUGGCACCCCCGGAACAGCUACUCCUCCUGCUAUGCGGCGGCCGACGAGCUCAUGCACCGCGAGUGCCUGCCGCCGUCCACCGUCACCGAGAUCCUCAUGAAAAACGAAGGCUCCUACGGCGGCCACCACCACCCCAGCGCCCCGCACGCCGCCCCCGCCGGCUUCUACUCCUCGGUCAACAAGAACAGCGUCCUGCCUCAAGCCUUCGACCGCUUCUUCGACAACGCCUACUGCGGCGGCGGCGACGCGCCCGCCGAGCCCCCCUGCCCGGGCAAGGGCGAGGCCAAGGGGGAGCCCGAGGCGCCCCCCGCCUCGGCACUGGCGUCCCGGGCCGAGGCCGGGGCCGAGGCCGAGGCCGAGGAGGAGAACACGAACCCCAGCUCGUCCGGGUCAGCCCACUCGGCGGCUAAGGAGCCGGCCAAGGGAGCCGCCCCCAACGCCCCCCGCACCCGCAAGAAGCGCUGUCCUUAUUCGAAAUUCCAGAUCCGGGAACUGGAGCGCGAGUUUUUCUUCAACGUGUAUAUCAACAAAGAGAAACGGCUGCAGCUGUCCCGGAUGCUGAACCUGACGGACCGACAAGUGAAAAUUUGGUUUCAGAACAGAAGGAUGAAAGAAAAAAAACUAAGCAGAGACCGGCUGCAGUAUUUUUCGGGGAAUCCUCUGCUGUAA
Sorex araneus (European shrew) is the source of this 915-nucleotide messenger RNA. RefSeq names its product homeobox C11 (gene HOXC11). Gene Ontology annotation, cellular component: nucleus. NCBI's taxonomy places the organism in Eukaryota, Metazoa, Chordata, Mammalia, Eulipotyphla, Soricidae. The record is from RefSeq and is a predicted model, not a curated record. The transcript is spliced from 2 exons. Gene Ontology annotation, molecular function: RNA polymerase II cis-regulatory region sequence-specific DNA binding; DNA-binding transcription factor activity, RNA polymerase II-specific. Gene Ontology annotation, biological process: anatomical structure development; regulation of transcription by RNA polymerase II. The coding region runs from base 1 to 915 and encodes 304 amino acids.